UCAGCCGUUGCUGCUCAGCCGUUGGUGCUGCGCUGUCGCUCCGCUCAUCACUGAGUCACUGAACGACACGCAGCUGACACACACACACAGAACCCGACUAUGUGACCCAGGAACUCUUAAACAUUUAUCAACCUCCACUCUACCCUCUUUUCUUCUUUGUACCGGGACUUUUAUUAAGGAUGGUUUAAAAAAAAAAAAAGAUGGCCAAGCGACCCGGGAGUAAGGAGGGGACGCUGUCUUCUUCUUCUUCGCCGACCAUUCUUCGGAAUUUGAACCCCGGAGAGGUGAGCGUGGAAAUCGGCGGCGGCGGCGGCGGCUCCGAGGACUUGUCCCUGGAGGAGAUCCUGACUCUGUACAGCCAGCCGAUAAACGAGGAGCAGGCAUGGGCGGUGUGCUACCAGUGCUGUCGGACUUUAGCGCAGAAACACAGGCGGAGAGGCUCGUCCAAGGCGGCGGGCGCCUCUGCGGCGGACUACCCGAAGAGGAUCGAGGGACCCGGGAACGUGAGGAUCGGGAGAGACGGGGCUGUCAGGCUGCACUUUGAGGACGGCGCAGAUAAAUACCAGUCGGCCUGCACGUCAUUAGAGGUUAUUGACUCCCUGGGUGUCAUGAUUUACAAAGCUCUGGAUUAUGGCCUCAAAGAGAACGAAGAGCGAGAGCUCAGCCCCCCAUUAGAGCGACUUAUCGAUAUGAUGACAAACACGCAGGAAACGGAGUGCGACCCUUGUCCUGACGAGGGCUACGAGGCCACGGAGGAAGAGGACGAGUGUGAGGAGGAUGACGGGGACGAAGAGCUCAUCUCAGUUACCUCUGGCAGCACAGUGAGCAGCAUCCAGAGUUAUAAAGACAUCAUCUUGAUCUGUUCAUCCCACCUGCCCAGCCCAUCCGAUGCUCCGAACCAUUACCAGGCAGUGUGCCGGGCUCUCUAUGCCGAGACCAGGGAGCUACGCAGUUUUCUGGAGAAGAUUAAAAAUGCCAAGGAGAACCUUCGGAAGAUGGAGGGCGGGACUCAUGAGGAGCCCGAGAAAGACCUCGAUGAUCUGCAAAACGCUGACUGGGCCCGCUUCUGGGUGCAGGUGAUGCGGGAUCUACGGCACGGUGUGAAGUUAAAGAAGGUCCAGGAGCGGCAGUACAACCCGCUGCCCAUAGAAUACCAGCUCACGCCCUAUGAAAUGCUGAUGGACGACAUCCGCUCCAAACGCUACAAGCUGAGAAAAGUCAUGGUGAAUGGAGACAUCCCCCCACGAUUAAAGAAGAGCGCACAUGAGAUCAUUCUUGAAUUCAUCAGAUCACGGCCUCCUCUUAACCCCGCGUCAGCACGUAAGCUCAAGCCCCAUCCUCCACGUCCUCGGAGCCUCCACGAGCGACUGCUGGAGGACAUCAAAGCUGAGAGGAAGCUCCGGCCGGUUUCACCCGAUAUGAUUCGCAGGAACCGCCUAGGUGCAGGGAAAAGCAUCAGCACGCCUCAGGACUUGUGCCGCAGUUCAGACACUCCCGAUGGAAAGAGGAAGUUGGCCGGCAGCACCCACUCUCUGGCCGGUGGGGUCGCAGGAACCCCUCAAAGGGCGCUGGCGCUGAGCCAGAGGAAGAGGCUGCUCAAAGCGCCGACACUGGCUGAACUGGACAGCUCCGAAUCAGAUGAGGAGCCCACAAAGAGCAGCUCCAGCGUGUCCACGCCUUCUCCUGAGGCCGUUGUGGAGAAGAAAGCGCCUCCGAGACGUCGGCCUGUCUCCGCCACCCCUCAUCCAGACAAGCCCCAAUCUCUUCAGAGGCGACACGUCGUUGAGAAGGAGGCGCCCGCUUUUGUUCGGGCCUUCGCGCCACCAUCCAGACAGAGCUCCAAGUCGCUGGUGGAAGCAGCCGGCGGCGCUCAGGUCACGGAGGAGUUCUGUUAUCCUGUGGAGUGUCUGACUCUGACAGUGGAGGAGGUGAUGCAUAUCAGACAGGUCCUGGUCAAGGCAGAGAUGGAGAAGUUUCAGCAGUACAAGGACGUCUACACCGCUCUGAAGAAAGGAAAGCUUUGCUUUGCGUGUCGAACCAAAAAGUUCUCCCUUUUCACCUGGGCCUACACCUGCCAGUUCUGCAAAAGGCCGGUGUGUGCGCAGUGUUCAAAAAAGAUUCGGCUACCGUCGAAGCCCUAUUCCAUUCUGCCCAUCUACUCUCUGGGUCCCAGUGCAGCUCCGGACCCACCGGAGCCGGAGAAACCCGCGUUCGGAUACGGCCGACACAGUCUACGCCGAAGGUUGUCCAAGCACAGCAGCAGCAAAGACGGGCAGUCGCAUGACGACCUGCAGCUGCCCAAAGAGCUGACGGAGGACUGGGCCACCAUGGAGGUCUGCGUGGAGUGUAAAAAGUUCAUCACGGAGAUCAUCUCCUCCAGCAGACGCAGCUUGUCGGUGGCGUCGAAAAGGGCCCGGCUGAACCGCAAAACCCAUUCUUUCUACAUGGCGUCGUCCAAGUCGAUCAACUUCCCGUCUGCAGAGCGCCCCAUCAGUGAAGUGUAGGACGGACCCAGUGCACUUUAAAUAUAUCACAGCUUUUGGACAUUUAUUCAAAUGAAAUAAAUAAAAAAAAAAAAAUCCAAAUUUGACACGGACCACUACCGAGUGUAGGAGUUUCUGUGCGAAUCUGGACGUAGUAGCCCUCUCAGGAAAAGUUGCACUCAUUAAAUUAGCUGUAAAGCUGAUUAAUAUGUGUGAAGAAAAAAAAAAGUCCCACUCUGGGUAUGUUUCUCUUCCAAAAAGCCCUAGGAGAGCCUCAUUAGAGUCCAUGGCUCGAACUUUGGAUGAAAUGACGCAGAAAGCCAAAAGUUCUAGUAAAAUCAUGUAAAUAUUGCAGAGGCCCAAUCAACAUCUAAGGUCGAUAAGCUCUCCCAGUUGCCGUUUACUUCUUGCACUCAGGAAGAUUAGCCGACAGAAAUGCACUGUACAGUCUCUCGUCAGAUCUGCUGGGGCAGAUCUCCACCUCCCUCUAAACCUUCCAGCAGCAUUUUAUUAUUACUAUUAUUUUUUUAGCCAAACGUUUCAGCUUCUCAGCCAGAUAAAAUUAGUUUUUGCUGUUAUCUCACUUUACUGGGGGGGACUCAGAUGGACUGUAUUUUUCAGGGUGUUUUUUUUUUUGUUUUGUUAUUUAAGCUAAAUGUAUAUUCAUUUCUGUGCAAUGUGCCAAAAUGUAAUUUCUCUGAAUGCCUUUGUAGCUACAGACAUAUUGUAUAUAUGUGUCAUAAACUAAAUGAGGGUAGCUUUGGUUUCUCACCGCUCUGUGCUCCAAAGUGGGAAGCAGACACAUAAGCGAAGGGUUUUAGGAAUGCGUAACGGCUGUGUAAUCCUAUCGUUCUGAAAUCAAAUUGAAUACAACCAUAUGAGGUUACGUUAUAAUUUUACCAUAUUUAAGAUUUCUCCCUCUAAAGUUACUUUAUAUAAAACUUUGGGUUUUUGUUAUAUUUUAUAUAUUUUGUUGUGUAACGGAGUUUCUCUUAUGUAGAGUUUAUAAGAUCCUCUGUGAACAUCCCCGCCAAGAUUUUAUUUAACAGUUUAUUUGUGUCAAAAUAUAGUUUAUAUUUGGUUUUUAUCUCAAAUAAUAAUAAUUUUAAAUAAAUCUGCCAUCUUAAGAAGGUCCUUCAUGAUUAGAAUAAAUGCUCGAAUAGCUGUCCUUAGAGCAAAGCCACACAGAACUGAAUGUAUACGUUUGAAGAUUUUGCUUUAAGAACAUGUUUCCCUUUCAGAUGCUUCUCCUAUCAGUUCUUUACGCACAUAUCACCAAAUGGAUACAAAUCUUAACCAGCCUGUUGAACAAAUGAUGAUGCCAUGUUAAAAAAAACAACAACAACAACAAAACAAAGCAAUCAAUAAGUCCAGUUUUAUUUUGGAGUUCUGUAAGGAAUGUGUGCAUGCCGUACUGGGAACUGUCUGUUUUUAUCAGAGAAAUUAUAAUAAAGUCAUCAUAAUUCUUAAAUAUGA
Messenger RNA from Fundulus heteroclitus (mummichog), 3959 nucleotides. RefSeq names its product spire-type actin nucleation factor 1a (gene spire1a). Gene Ontology annotation, biological process: intracellular transport; cleavage furrow formation; Golgi vesicle transport. Gene Ontology annotation, cellular component: cytoplasmic vesicle membrane; cell cortex. Lineage: Eukaryota; Metazoa; Chordata; Actinopteri; Cyprinodontiformes; Fundulidae. Gene Ontology annotation, molecular function: actin binding. The record is from RefSeq and is a predicted model, not a curated record.